Penicillium pulvis is the source of this 459-nucleotide messenger RNA. Its product is annotated as RNA-binding protein. NCBI's taxonomy places the organism in Eukaryota, Fungi, Ascomycota, Eurotiomycetes, Eurotiales, Aspergillaceae. The transcript has 2 exons. Bases 1 to 459 code for a protein of 152 amino acids. Gene Ontology annotation, molecular function: RNA binding. The record is from RefSeq and is a predicted model, not a curated record.
AUGAGUGAAACCACCCGGCUCAAGAGCACCAUUUAUGUCGGUGGCCUCGACCAGGCCGUCACAGCUCAUACUCUGGCAGAGGCAUUCGUGCCCUUUGGCGAGGUUGUCGACAUCUCUCUCCCAAAGCCAGACCAACCGAACACGGAUGACGUUCACCGAGGCUUCGGAUAUGUGGAAUUCGAACUCCCGCAAGAUGCCAAGGAGGCAAUCGACAAUAUGGACGGCAGUGAGCUCUACGGACGCACAAUCAAGGUCGCUGCAGCAAAGCCACAGAAGGAUGCCAACGAGGGCCUAGGCAGUAAAACCGCUAUUUGGGAACAGGAGGGAUAUCUGGCCAAAUACGCAGUCAGUGAAGAAGACAGACAAGCAGCCGAAGAAGCCCGAGAGGCAGGCGACCGGCCCCAAGACCCGAUGCAAGGAUUGGAACAACUCGACGUCGCGGGACCAAAGCCCGAAUGA